UCUAGUUUCAAAAUUUACCGUUAAUCAACCGUUAUUUGUAUUGUUUAAUUUUUCAUUCAUUGAAUAAGUAGAAAUUAAUGAAAUCUUUAAACCAGUUUAAUAAUUAUUCAAAUUAAUAAGUAUGCAAGGUGCCAAGAGCGAAUCAUUCAGGUUUCAAAGAAAUACUUCUAGAAACUCUUCAGGUUCAUCAACAAGAAGUGAAGGACAAGAACAUUGUCGCAAAAGGUUGAAAGACAAAUUCGAUGAAUGCGAAAAGGAAAACCCAAAUAACUAUGAAGACUCAAAAAACACAAACGACAGGACGGUUUUAUCAGUUUUAAACCUUAACGAUACUAGACGAUAUAUUAGAAAUGGAGCUGAGAGGAUAUCCAAGACCUUCAACACUGUUAGAGUAACAUUUGGAACAUUAUCACAGCGCUUCAAAUCUGCAACUAGAAGACGCCAAAUUCUGCAAGAAGGUCCCAUGACGCCCAACGGCCAAACUCCAUAUACCAAAUCGAGGCAAAUGUUGGGUAGAACACCUACAAAAAUGUACAGUCCUUUCGGUAUUGAGAGCCCUUAUUGUACGACCACGAUUGACAGAGAAAAUACACUUUUACCUAGUAGUUUAAUCAGAAAAUAACCCACCUUGUUAUUUUUUACUGAAACUCUAAGAUCUGUUUUUCUUGUACUUCAUAUACAUUUUAUUUUAUGUAGAUCAACGUUGUAUGUUGGUUUAAAUUACUAGUACUGUAUUUAUUUAAUUUUUUACUAACUUAUUGCAAGCUUUUUUUUACACUAUAUUUAGGUAUUCUAUUAUCUAUGUUUGUUUUAGUGUUUUUUUACUUAUCUUUAUUUUUAUACACCUAUUUAUUAAGCUUUUUUGGAUAAUAAAUUUCUACUAACUUUUUUAAAUUUGGGUAUUAUUCAUUUAUUUUCUUAUCCUACUUUUACUCAGUCAAAGACAGCAAAAUUUGAAUCAAUUAUUGAUGUUUGACUCGACUUCUACUGGUGCAUUUUUAUUAUUACUUCUAACAUAACAUAUCUUGUGUAUCAAUAUCCAAAAAGACAUUAAGCUGCAUAUUCAAAUAUUCCUCAAACAAAUUAUUGCUAAGCUUUUCUUCUCUGACUUUGCCCAUUAUUCGUGCCAGAGUCACCGCCAAUACGUGUUCACAGCUCAAGCUACGUUGCAAGUCCAAAACUUGACUGCUGAAAAAAUCGCACUGGCAAAAAUUAACGUUUCCAAUUAUGAUGUGUCGGUCUUGGGAUUUGGAUAUUUCGUAUACUUUUCUGAAAGAGUCUGGAGUUGAGUAGCAAGUUACUCUUGCUUUUUCCAGUAGUUGAGUGGCUUGGGUGAGUGACUCGCCAAAAUAGGAAUGGAGAAUUUCAAGAGUUUCAUUGGGAA
Molecule: messenger RNA, 1384 nt
Organism: Ceutorhynchus assimilis (cabbage seed weevil)
Lineage: Eukaryota; Metazoa; Arthropoda; Insecta; Coleoptera; Curculionidae
Source: the annotation of a GenBank genome assembly